Messenger RNA from Penicillium verhagenii, 2487 nucleotides. Its product is annotated as putative intracellular protein transport protein (Sat1). Lineage: Eukaryota; Fungi; Ascomycota; Eurotiomycetes; Eurotiales; Aspergillaceae. Gene Ontology annotation, biological process: retrograde transport, endosome to Golgi. Gene Ontology annotation, cellular component: Ric1-Rgp1 guanyl-nucleotide exchange factor complex; Golgi membrane. The transcript is spliced from 3 exons. Bases 1 to 2487 code for a protein of 828 amino acids. The record is from RefSeq and is a predicted model, not a curated record.
AUGCCGUCCAACAUCCAGGUCUUUGUGAAAUGGAAGGACCAGACAAUCUUUGCGGGGGAGAACGUGGAAUGUACUAUAACAUUCAAGAACGUGGCCGAGAUCAGGUCCGAUACCAACCCUGGUGAGGGUCAACAUCAGCGCAAGGCAUCUCGAGUCGCCAACCACUCCAGCACCAAUCACUCCGACUCCUUUUUUGGUUUCAAAUCACCCCAGAGACUCUUUUCGGACAGACGCUCCUACUCGAUCGGCUCGCCCAGGAGACCAACAGCCCAUCGCACCGCUUCAUCCCUGAGCUCCCCACUCGUUGCAUCCCAGAGCUUCCCGCCCGCUGGCAACCCCUCCUCCACCCCCCGAAGCUGGCAACCUGGUCACAGCAAUAAACGAUCAGUAUCAAUCCUUUCAAUAGAUAGUGAAGGCCUGCCAGAUGCUUCACCUUCGCCGCAUUAUAGUCGGGGCAAGCCUGCUAGGGGUCAUGGGCGCUCAACCAGUCUUCAGAUCACACCCCGGAGGAAUGACAGUUAUGAUGAUUCUUAUCGAAAAGCUGCCAGAGCUCCCAUGCGUGGCUUACCACUAAGAGAAUCUGACGAAUCUGCUCUCGGAAGCCUACGAGUUGACACCAAUAAUUCGGGAUGCACAAGUCGCCCGGGGUCCAUUGCUGAAAGCCCCGUGGAUCCAAUCGAGCCAUUACGCCUUGCACGAAGACCUCAGCUACCCUCCUUUGAUUUCAAGUUUCCAGCUGCGAAUCCAAACGAAUCCAACCGCCCCGCCCCGUCCCCUUCACCCAAGUCCGACAGACUCCAGUCACCAGCCAAACCCCCGAGGAGGGAUCCAUCGGGGCUAGGUCCUCCAUCGCACCAGCAAGUCACACGGAUUAUAUCAGCAACUAGUGUUAAUGGGAGCAGUCGAAGUAGCGGCGAAUUUUACUCGGUCAGUGAUCACUCGAGCGAAACGUUAGCAUCGGAGUAUACAAACUAUUCGGCUCAAGGAGGACGUGCACCUCCUCCAGCCCGACAUGCAAGACACUACUCCAGCGUUGCUCCCUCCUCGGUCCAGCCCACAGACAGCCAGGCGCUGCUGAUGGGCUACGCCCAGAUCAGUGCAUCAUUUACAGUUGACGGCUCCCUGGUCAACCAGUCUGUGUUUGAUGAGGUGAAACGCAAAGGAGUGGUUGGUGGCCAACCCGGCACAGGUGGGCUUCCUGGACGACCAAGCGCGGCCAGUACUGAACGUUCUCGCAAGGGGGGUGGUGGUUUCUGGGGCGCACUCAAGUGGAACGCCAUUGAGGAAUCGAUCAGUGGGUUGCUAUCAAACAACGAACUGGACGGUCUGCGAGACAUGCGUGGUGUUGCUUCGUCGCGCUCAAUUCCGCUGCUCUCUACCCCACAGUCACUUCUUUUUGUAGAUUUGCGACUGGCGCCAGGAGAAGAACAAUCUUUCUCCUUCUCCUUCUCCCUUCCCAGGGGACUCCCGGCGAGUCACAAAGGAAAGGCCAUCAAGAUAUCUUACAAUCUUGUGAUCGGAACUCAACGACCCAGCGCGCCCAAUGACACUCAACGUGUCAACCGCAUCAACAUCCCGUUCCGUGUAUAUAGUGGAGUUAAUGAAAACGGAGACGUCCUGGGUCAUGAUUUAAUGUCUCCAUAUGUGCUUCUGCGUGAUGAAGCCAAAGUUCAAAAGGUUGGACCUACCACCCCUGUGGUUGCACAACCGAAGAGCUUAAGUGGACUUUGGAACUCGGCCGGGGACUUCAUUUCCUAUGUCGAUGAGAUUCUUGAAAAGCGCGCACGAUCAAAUUCACUCUUCCCACCGGGUGCGCUUCCAGAGCGCCGAGCAAGCUUUGACGGCCCUCCCCAGCCCCUUUCUUGCAAGGACAUCAUCGACAUGGCAAUUCUUCGCAGUAACCAAACAGCCCAAUCAUCACGGCGCAGUCCAAAUAGAUUUGAGAUUGCCCGUGAUGGCCAGCGCAUCGCUGUUGUUGUUCUCAACCGUCCUGUACAUCGAAUUGGCGAAACUAUUAUUGCUACCGUGGAUUUCGGCAACGCUGCCAUCCCAUGUUAUGCUGUUCGAGCUUCGUUGGAAACAUCUGAAAAGGUCGUGCCUACUCUGGCUGUUCGAUCAAACGCCAGUAUCCACCGAACUACGCGUCGCAUCCAUGCAUCCCUGUUUGAAAAUACCCUAUACGCCACCCGUGUGGUUUUUAGCCCUGCUAUUCCUACUACUGCAACCCCAACUAUUCUCACCAGUGGCGUGACCCUCGAUUGGGACCUGCGCUUCGAAUUUGUGACACCGAAUAUACUCAACGAGAGUGGCCGGGGGCCUUCGGGCACAAAAUUGCUUGAGACUAUUUCGUCCGAUGAUCGAGGUCAGGUUCUUUCUGCCCUGGAACAUUUGGGAUGUGAAUCAUUUGAAAUCUCUAUUCCGUUGACUGUAUACGGCGAAAGCGUCCGAGAGCAAUUGCCAGAGGAGAAUGACGGGUACUCUAUUUAG